Messenger RNA from Castor canadensis (American beaver), 3273 nucleotides. The record is from RefSeq and is a predicted model, not a curated record. NCBI's taxonomy places the organism in Eukaryota, Metazoa, Chordata, Mammalia, Rodentia, Castoridae.
AUUUGAAAUUCCAGAGCCAGAACCUACUGAAGCAGACAAAUUAGCAAUAGAGAAAGGCGAGCAGCCAAUCAGUGCAGACCUUAAAAGAUUUCGCAAGGAAUACGUCCAACCAGUACAACUUAGGGUCUUAAAUGUGUUUCGACACUGGGUUGAACACCAUUUUUAUGACUUUGAAAGAGAUUUGGAAUUGCUUGAAAGACUAGAAUCUUUCAUUUCAAGUGUAAGAGGGAAAGCUAUGAAGAAAUGGGUAGAGUCGAUUGCUAAGAUCAUCAGGAGGAAGAAGCAAGCCCAGGCAAAUGGAAUAAGCCAUAAUAUUACCUUUGAAAGUCCACCUCCACCAAUUGAAUGGUACAUCAGUAGACCAGGACAGUUUGAAACAUUUGAGCUUAUGACACUUCAUCCAAUAGAAAUUGCACGUCAGCUGACACUUUUGGAAUCUGAUCUCUACAGGAAAGUCCAACCUUCUGAACUUGUAGGGAGUGUGUGGACCAAAGAAGAUAAAGAAAUAAAUUCUCCAAAUUUAUUAAAAAUGAUUCGCCAUACAACAAAUCUCACCCUGUGGUUUGAAAAAUGCAUUGUGGAAGCAGAAAAUUUUGAAGAACGGGUGGCAAUACUAAGUAGAAUUAUAGAAAUUCUGCAGGUUUUUCAAGAUUUGAAUAAUUUCAACGGCGUACUGGAGAUAGUCAGCGCAGUAAAUUCAGUGUCAGUGUACAGACUAGACCAUACCUUUGAGGCAUUACAGGAAAGAAAAAGGAGAAUUUUGGAUGAAGCUGUGGAAUUAAGUCAGGAUCACUUUAAAAAAUACCUAGUAAAACUUAAAUCAAUCAAUCCACCUUGUGUGCCUUUUUUUGGAAUAUAUUUAACAAAUAUUCUGAAGACUGAAGAAGGGAAUAAUGAUUUUCUAAAAAAGAAAGGGAAAGAUUUAAUCAAUUUCAGUAAGAGAAGGAAAGUAGCUGAAAUUACUGGAGAAAUUCAGCAGUAUCAGAAUCAGCCUUACUGUUUACGGAUAGAACCAGAAAUGAGGAGAUUCUUUGAAAACCUUAACCCCAUGGGAAGUUUAUCUGAAAAAGAGUUUACAGACUAUUUGUUCAAUAAAUCACUAGAAAUUGAACCCCGAAGCUGCAAACAGCCACCUCGAUUUCCUAGGAAAUCAACUUUCUCCUUAAAAUCUCCUGGAAUAAGGCCUAAUACAGGCCGACAUGGCUCUACCUCAGGUACUCUACGAGGUCAUCCAACACCAUUAGAAAGAGAACCCUAUAAAAUAAGCUUUAGUCGGAUUGCUGAAACUGAGCUUGAAUCAACAGUGUCAGCACCAACAUCUCCAAAUACACCAUCUACUCCACCAGUAUCUGCUUCUUCAGACCUUAGUGUGUUUUUAGAUGGGGAUCUCAGUAGUUCCUGUGGCAGCAAUAGCAUCUUUGCUCCAGUGCUCUUGCCACAUUCAAAGUCUUUCUUCAGUUCAUGUGGUAGUUUAAAUAAACUAAGUGAAGAGCCACUGAUUCCUCCCCCUCUUCCUCCUCGAAAAAAGUUUGAUCAUGAUGCUUCAAAUUCCAAGGGAACUAUGAAAUCAGAUGAUGACCCUCCUGCAAUUCCACCAAGACAGCCUCCACCUCCAAAGGUAAAACCCAGAGUUCCUGUUCCUACUGGUGCGUUUGAUGGGCCUCUGCAUAGUCCACCUCCACCACCACCAAGAGAUCCUCUUCCUGAUACCCCUCCACCAGUUCCACUACGGCCUCCAGAACACUUUAUAAACUGUCCAUUUAAUCUUCAACCACCUCCACUGGGACAUCUUCACAGAGAUCCAGAGUGGUUCAGAGACGUUAGUACGUGUCCAAAUUCUCCAAGCACACCUCCUAGCACACCCUCUCCAAGAAUACCACGUCGAUGCUCUGUGCUCAGUUCUACUCACAACCCUCUUGCUCAUCCUGCAGCUCCCCCUGUUCCACCAAGGCAGAAUUCAAGCCCUCACCUACCAAAACUGCCACCAAAGACUUACAAACGGGAGCUUUCACACCCCCCAUUAUAUAGACUGCCUUUGCUAGAAAAUGCAGAAACGCCUCAAUGACCAUUGCCAUAUAUAGUCAUUGACACUGGAAUAGUAUUUGUAAAGGUUUUUUUAAAUUAUUCAAAAAAGGCAUAGUAUUUUAGUACUUUUUACAAAUAAUCCUUUACAAAAAUGCUACUGAUCAAAUAAGCUUUUAAGAAUUGGAAAAAUAAAAAUACAGAAGUCCUUCACCAUUACCCUCAGGUGAUCAGUAGCAUUGCCUUGUCUUGGAUCCUCAGUGCUGCCAAAAGGCCAGUAUAAUGAAUUGAUAUUUGCACUGUAGAAUGCUAAAAUAUGGCUUAAAGUGAUACUGAUUGCACUGAAAAGGGAUAGUGCUUUUGUGGAAUUUUUCAAAUUCAAGUAAUAGAUGCCUUUUUAAGGCAAUGAAUUUACACAAAUUUAGAGGGUGUAUUACGGUGUUACUGGUUUUUAAACCUUUUUGACCAUCUUCUAGUUUUUACAUCUAGGAGAAUUGUGAAUAAUACCCACUGUUCUUAAACUCUUUAAUGCCAUGUCUUAAAUGCCAGUAUUUGCUGCUGAAGACAAAAAGGAAAAAUGGAAUGGAAAUAAUAGAAUGAACUGUGUUUAUUAUUUUGUCAAAAUGUAAACAAAGAUUACAUAACCCAAUUAUAACAGAGAAAAGGGCAUGUAUCUCACUCAGAUGUGCCUUUUGUUUUUGCAGAGAUGGUGUUUUUAGCUAAUGAGUUGCCUAUUGUUUUGGAAAACAAAUAUGCCAUGAUGUACAGUUUUGUUUAUAUUGUAUAUUUAAAGAUAAUGCUAAUAACCUAUAUAAAUUUAAGUGACUUGAGGACUAUUAUACAAUCUGCUACUUUACUAAUUCAUAAAUUCAAAAGAAAAGUUUCUUAUGGCAGAGGAACCAACUUGGCUUGUCUUCAAAAUCUAGUAACUUUUUCUCUAAAUCUCAUGUUAACUGAAAUUUUUAAAACAAUAUUUUUGUUAGAUUGGUAAUAUUUAAACCAGCAAAUAGUUAAAGCUUUAUUAAACUUUUUAAUCUGAGAAGUGAGUAAAACUUUUAUUUGCCAUUUGGACCGUUUAGUUCAAAGUGAUGAAAGUAUGUUCACGCUGAUAGUGCAGUAGCAGCAGUUGUAAAGUAGCCAAAAGCCACGUUGUUUAUUUACUGGUCUGUGGCCUUUUACUGUGCUUUGUAUCAGAGUUCUUAACAAGAUUAAUAAAUCACCUCAGUCUUAAUUUUUAAAAGGCCUUUAAAA